Molecule: messenger RNA, 1496 nt
Organism: Cimex lectularius (bed bug)
Lineage: Eukaryota; Metazoa; Arthropoda; Insecta; Hemiptera; Cimicidae
Exons: 1
Coding region: 71-1408 (445 amino acids)
Source: RefSeq, a predicted model, not a curated record
AAAUUACUAGUGUAAAUUAUACGAGUAAUUUACGCUUUGGUUUUCACCGUCACAUUUUCAACGUCUCUGGAUGGAGAUAGAGACGAGGUCUGGGCAUAUGCCCUUUGACCCUUUACCUCCUGAUAAAGCCGAAUCUAUUUUCAAACUGAAAUCUACUUGGUGCAAAAAAUACCUUAUAAUGUCUUUUGAUAAAAACAUGACUUCAAAGACUUUUAACGAUUUCAGCCCCUUUAAAAUAUGUAAAUUCGUUAAGAGCUUCUGCCCACAAACCUCCUUAAAAUUUCUAAAAAACGGAUCAAUCUUACUCGAUGUUGAUAAGGAAAAAGAUUUUAUUAAUCUCCAAAAUAUAAAAACGUACGACACUUUACCUAUUAUUUUUGAACUACACAAAUCUCUUAACUUCUCACGAGGUGUUAUUUCUGUGAGGGAACUUAUCAACUGUGAGACCACCGAAAUCUUAGCAGAAUUAAAAUCCCAAGGCGUCUCAAAUAUUAGACGUAUAUUUAAAACUGUAAAUAAAGUGAAAAUCCCUACCGCAACCCUUAUCAUUACGUUUGAAAGACCAACCCUACCGGAAGAAAUAGUCUUAGAUUUUCUAAAAGUUAAAGUACGGCCAUACGAACCAAACCCACUGCUUUGUUUUUCGUGUUUCCGCUACCGACACAUCAAAAAUUUCUGUAAAAUAGUUAACUGCGGCAAAUGCGGAGAAAAUUCUCACGAUACUGCUAACUGCCCAAAUCCCCCUCACUGCCUAAAUUGUUCCGGAUCACACGCAGCAUACGAUAAAAGCUGCUCAGUAUAUAUUAGGGAAAAAGAAAUAGAAAAGAUACGCUGCUCUGAAAAAGUAUCAUUUAAUCAAGCUGAAAACAUUUUGAAAAAACGGGAAGCACAACUACAAAAAUCUGUCACCUACGCUCAAAUUACGUGUACAAACAACCAGAAUAACACCUCGCAGCACUGCAGUACUCAUAAAAUAAACGAACAUAUCUCGAACUCCAAUUCUAAUAAUAAGCAAAGUACAGAUAAACACGCUGAACAAACAUCUGCACCAGGAAACAUUGAAAAUCUGAGCUUACAAAUUACCAAACUUAGCAAUGCAAUAGAAUUUAUUAUUAAAAAAAUAAACCUCCUCGAAAACCAAGGAAAUGCUAGGGAAAACAAACAUGUAAUAAUAAAAAUGCCACCUCAAAGUGGCUCCACACAAACACAAAACUUAAAACCCCUGACCUUAAAACAUUUAACUGACUCCCGAACAACAAUAAAACGAGACAGACCCGCCUCUCAAGAAUCCACCUACAGUAAUGGCAGCACAACCCUAAAAAGCACUACUGACACGAAAACUGGACCUAAAACGAAUAGCACUGAAUUAAACAAAACCAAAAAACAUGCUAAAAUGAAUCAAAGCUAACUAUAAAAACUAUACCUUUGUAAAACCCUAGACACAAUGUAACUACUUACUGUUAAUCUUAUUAUAAAAUGAGAAACAUAUCUUCAAA